This is a messenger RNA of Trematosphaeria pertusa, 2895 nucleotides long. RefSeq lists its product as uncharacterized. The coding region runs from base 212 to 2776 and encodes 854 amino acids. The record is from RefSeq and is a predicted model, not a curated record. Gene Ontology annotation, cellular component: membrane. Lineage: Eukaryota; Fungi; Ascomycota; Dothideomycetes; Pleosporales; Trematosphaeriaceae. Gene Ontology annotation, biological process: transmembrane transport. Gene Ontology annotation, molecular function: sulfate transmembrane transporter activity. The transcript is spliced from 3 exons.
CGCCGUCAUCUGGUCGGCUAUUCCCUCUGGAAUAAGAUGCGGCAGGACGCUGAAACCAAAGCUUUCACCCAUUUUCUGCCCCGUCGGUGAGCGUUAUGGUUCCGGCAGCGAGCCUUCUUUCGACUGGUCCCGAACGCAAGAAAAGAAAAUCUCCCGUCGAAUCACAACACCGCUUAUAGCGAUAAGCCUUGCCGCCGCAACGCCAUAAACGAUGCCGCCGAAGAGAGACGGGCCGGGCGAGACGUCAUCGGCGCACUCGUCGUCGCACUCGCGCUCCCGCAAUUCCUCUAUUACUAGCGGGAGGCAUAAUGCUCACUUACCCACCAUCCCGAGCCAGCUGAGGGAAGUCUAUGUGCCCUCCGAAGGGUCUAGUUCACCCGACGAUAGGAUGCAUAGUAGGCCGUUCCGCGACGACGAGCCACACGCGUCAAGUAGCUCCCCGCCGCACGAUCUCGAGUUCUCCACCGACGGUAUCCAGCCCGCCCCUGAUCGCGCCUCUGCGCAUUCGAACGACGAAAACGCACCACCCCAAGUCGGCGCCGGCAUACUAGAAAUUGAUCUCGAGCCCACGGUUCGCUCACGGCUCCUGAACCACAAGAAUUGGGAUGCAGCAUCUGGCUGCGGAAGUGAGGGCUGCAAUCAUGGCGCCCUGUCUCCGCGACCCUGGUCGCAUAGGAGCUAUGGCAGCAUGAGCUCAGAGAACGGCUUUGGCGGUCGAUAUCCGAAUAGCGUGGAUCCUCAGACGGGGGAACCUGCUGAUGCAACGCAUGCUUUGCUAGGGGACACUGUCGCUGACGGUCUGCUUGGAGGCGGCAAAGGGCAGAAGAUGAGCACGACAAAGUACCUUGCCCGAAAGCAUGGGGUAAAGCAUCCCAGGAUCAUGUAUCUUGCGUACUACAUCCCCAUCAUAAAUUGGGUGCAGCAGUACGAAUGGCGCUAUCUUAAAGGCGAUUUCGUCGCGGCCUUGACCAUGGCCUCUUUCUAUAUCCCUAUGGCUCUUUCGUAUGCCUCGAACCUCGCUCACGUCCCUCCGGUACAUGGACUUUAUAGCUUCGCCAUAAACCCUCUGAUUUACGGCAUACUUGGGUCGUGUCCCCAGAUGGUUGUGGGCCCUGAGGCGCCUGGCUCGCUCCUCACUGGCGAAGUUGUUCGCGAGAACAUCAAGAAAGGAGCAAGCGGGGAUACGGACGGCAGGCGGAACGCUGAAAUUGCUGGCAUAGUAACCUGCCUUGCAGGCGCCUUCAUAUUCCUAGCUGGGACAUUCCGACUUGGGUUCUUGGACAAUGUCCUUAGUCGGCCGUUUCUACGAGGAUUCAUCAGCGCUAUCGGUGUCGUCAUAUUCGUUGACCAGCUCAUCCCAGAAAUGGGAUUGGCAAAGCUUGCAGCAGACCAGGUGUCUCACGGAAGCUGUCUUGACAAACUCAUCUUCCUCUUUCGAAACGUUCAUAAUGCCCACGGCCUUACCUGCGCGAUCUCGUUCAGCGCUUUUGGCAUCAUUAUGUUUUUCAGGGAAUUCAAGAAAAGACUCCAGUCCCGCUAUCCCUCAGUUGCCUACAUACCGGACCGUUUUGUGGUAGUAGUUCUAUCAGCAGUCAUUGUUUCGCAAUUUCGGUUGGACGAAAGAGGCGUUGGCAUUCUGGGAGAAGUCAAAUCAAGCGGCAGAAUUUUCUCCGUUCACUUCCCUUUCGAAACAUCACAUCUUAAAUACGCAUCCGAUGCUAUCAACACGGCCCUCAUCAUCGCUCUGCUCGGCUUCUUUGAAUCCUCGGUGGCAGCGAAAUCGCUCGGCAGCGGCGACAAAACCAAAGACGGCGUCAAGAUGCCCUUGAGUGCAAACCGUGAGCUCAUAGCUCUCGGGACAGCAAACAUCACCGGCGGUCUUUUCAUGGCGCUCCCUGCCUUUGGCGGAUAUGGGCGCUCGAAAGUCAAUGCCUCCACGGGCGGAAUGACACCCGUGAGCUCUAUCAUGCUCUCGAUCAUCACAAUCCUCUGCACCUGCUUCCUCCUUCCAUAUUUCUACUACCUACCCAAGGGCGUCCUCUGCUCGAUGAUAUCCGUCGUCGCCUAUUCCCUCGUCGAAGAAGCGCCGCACGACAUCAAAUUCUUCUGGCGGAUCCGUGGAUGGUCGGAGCUUAUCCUCAUGGGUGUUAUCUUCAUCGUCACCAUCUUCUGGGAUCUGAAGCGCGGGAUUGGUGUCGGUAUUGGACUCUCAAUCCUCCGCUUGAUUCGUCACUCUACUCGUCCGCGCAUUCAGAUUCUCGGACGCGUACCAGGCACCACAGACAAAUUCACGAAUGCUGAGCUCGAUCCGGACAGCGUGGAAUUCAUUGAGGGCUGCCUUAUUGUUAAGAUCCCGGAGCCGCUUACCUUUGCAAACACGGGCAGUCUGAAGAACAGACUGAAGAGGCUAGAAGACCACGGGACGAGUGCCGCACACCCUGCUCUUCCUAGAGUCCGCCACGAAGAGCAUAACAAGAACAUCAUUUUCGACGUCCACGGCGUCACAACCCUUGAUGGCGCGGGGACCCAGAUCCUUUGCGAGAUCGUCGAAUCGUACGUCAAGCGGGACGUCAAGGUCUUCUUCUGCAGGGUGCCGCAUGAAAGAUCGCCUGUUUGGCAUCUCUUUGAGUUGAGCGGUAUUGUUGAUAUGUGUGGUGGCAGAGGCCAUUUUGUGAACAGUGUGGAGGAGGCAUUACGGUUGACAGAGUUGGAGAGGAUGGAAGAAGAGUUUGGUAGCGACGCUGAGAGUUCGAGGGUCGCAUCUAGAGCUGCUUAGGCAGCAUUGUCUUGGGUUGAUGUAGCGUGCAUUUGGAUUAGAGUUAUGCAUGGCAUAUAGAGCAAAAGGUCGGAUCAUGUACUGGCAUGUAGAAGAAUUCGCAUAGCAUUCGACAUACC